AUGAAGAGAUUCAUUUCUGGCCUGCCGCGAGCUCGUCCCAGGCCCUUGUUCCGCUGCUUCAGCACGUCAAGACAAUGCCUUGCCGACCACGUCAGAAUAGUCGAAGUCGGACCCCGAGACGGCUUGCAGAACGAAAAAAGUACCAUAUCCUUGGAGACCAAGCUCGAGCUUAUUCGGCGGCUGUCGCAGACCGGCGUCACGCAUAUGGAGGCAGGCUCUUUUGUGCCUGCGAAAUGGGUUCCGCAGAUGGCAUCAACGGCAGAAAUCCUUGAGUCUAUCCUGACUCAACCACCUGCUGCGCCCCAAGGCAUCGCAUACAACUAUCUCGUGCCCAACAUUCGCGGACUUGAGAACCUGCUCAAGUUAUUCCAAGCCAAAGGCGGUCAAAAUCCCACAGGCCAUCCUACCCCGCCGCCAUCCCCCGGGCCUGAACAAACACAAGGUCAACAAGCCCAGUCGGGGAAUUCGACAGAGAUAUCAUUAUUCGCUGCAGCAACAGAGACAUUCUCACAGAAAAACACAAACUGCAGCAUUGCAGAGAGCUUGGAGCGAUCCAAGCCUAUACUCGAGCUUGCAAAGCAGCAUAACAUCCGCGUGCGCGGUUACGUGUCUGUGGCACUAGGAUGUCCGUAUGAAGGGCCAGAUGUGAACCCUCACAAAGUCGCGGAAAUUACCGCUACCCUGUUGGAAAUGGGCUGCGAUGAAGUUUCCGUUGCUGACACGACUGGAAUGGGCACAGCACCUCGGACGCGAAAACUGCUUCAGACGUUGAAGGAAGCUGGGAUUCUGGACGAAGAUCUCGCUCUUCAUUUCCAUGACACGUAUGGCAUGGCGCUGGUGAACACUGUCGUUGGUCUGGAACAUGGUGUUAGGAUAUUCGACAGCUCUGUCGGAGGACUGGGUGGCUGCCCCUACAGCAAGGGCGCCACGGGCAACGUUGCGACCGAGGACUUGCUGCACCUGCUGCACAGCCUGGGCUGUGAGACUGGUGUCGAUAUGGUCAAGAUGGCAGAAAUUGGGCAAUGGAUCACUGCCCAGCUCGGCAGAGCCAAUGAUUCAAGGGCCGGGAAGGCGACACUAGCACGGCUGAAGGACUCAUAG
Molecule: messenger RNA, 1101 nt
Organism: Fonsecaea nubica
Lineage: Eukaryota; Fungi; Ascomycota; Eurotiomycetes; Chaetothyriales; Herpotrichiellaceae
Exons: 2
Coding region: 1-1101 (366 amino acids)
Biological process (GO): L-leucine catabolic process; ketone body biosynthetic process
Molecular function (GO): hydroxymethylglutaryl-CoA lyase activity
Source: RefSeq, a predicted model, not a curated record